AUGCUCCCGAGAUGGGAAUUUCUGCUCACAGGAGGCUACCGGACAGUUGACAGUACUACCCGCUGUGCCCGGACGAUCCGAUACAUUGGAAAGUCUCCGUACACCUACUCGUUCCGAUGCCUCCACGCAGAUUUUCUAAGUAUUUCAAGAUAUGAUAGACGUAAGUUUCAGUGCACCUUAGGCUGUGGAUAUUGAAAAGGUUCUUCUUCUUCUUCAAAUAACAAAAUUUCAGCCGGAUUCUGCUUUUGGCUCAUCUGGUGCAUUCGCGCCAUGUGGCCUCCGAGUCCUCUCUUACUUGUUGCCAAAUGGCCACACCCCGUGCAUCUCCAAGCUGACGUCCCUUUUUCCAGCGCCUUGCUUGCAGCCAGCUUCUCCUUGAAAGAUUCGACUUCCUCAAUUCCAGCUUUGUGUGCUUGGCGCAAAUGCCUAAUGAUGUUCGACGCCUUCGCCGAUACAUAUAUGCAUCUGGGACACGUGAUCUCGAACAUUCCAUCAAUUUGAACUGAUAAGGAAUUCUAGUUUUUAUAGACCACCCUUUCCCACGCCCAACUUUCCCACGCCCUUCGUUCGCAUGAGUUUUCUCGUUCCAUUUUUGCACGACCCACUCAUUACCGUUAUUUCUUUUUUCUGGAAUUUUCUCUCCAUUCCAGGCAAUCUCCAUCGGAAGCAUCUGAAAGCAGUCACACCUGUUCUUGUGAGUGAAACUCUAGUGUUGUUCCGUAUCGAUUUCCCAAACCGUUUGUUCAAAAAGAAUGUCUUUCAGGCUGUCAUUCUGCUCCCACACGAUUGCCACGCGGAUCAACGAGCGGAGGAUCAGAAGUUCGACACUUCGGCUGUUUUCUUCAAAUUUAUCAAAUUCUUUCCCACAAAACGCACUCCUUGUUUAAAAAUAAUUCAUUUUCAUGCAAAAACCAAUUAUUGUUAGAGUUUCUGGUGCGAUCCUCCCAAUUCCCUAAUGCUCUCCCAUCAUUACUUAGUUGUCUGAAAUAAAUGCAACAAAUUAAUGAUUUUUUACUAGUUUUGUUCAUUUCAUUUUCAUUCGGCUCAUACUUCGAAAUAUUAAGUUGAUUGGCUGCCGCAGACUUGCGUAAAAUAGUCUUCUUCGAAAGGACUGUGCAAGUGCGCUCCAUUGCAAAGAGCCGGAAUGUCGGUGCGUUUCCGCUGCUGUGCGAUUUCCAGACGUUUCCAGACAGCAAAACAUGUUCCCAUCACAUAAACAUAAAAUGUAAGUGCCCGAAAAUGGUCUGAUCUUGAAACUUUCAAAAAGAAUCCAAAGAAACCCGUUUGUAAAAAUGGUUUUUCGAAAAUCGUCCGACACUUUUGAUUUUUAGUCGAUUUACAGCGUAUAA
This is a messenger RNA of Caenorhabditis sp. 36 PRJEB53466, 1349 nucleotides long. Lineage: Eukaryota; Metazoa; Nematoda; Chromadorea; Rhabditida; Rhabditidae. The record is from the annotation of a GenBank genome assembly.